Messenger RNA from Zymoseptoria tritici IPO323, 873 nucleotides. RefSeq lists its product as uncharacterized. The transcript has 2 exons. The record is from RefSeq and is a predicted model, not a curated record. Lineage: Eukaryota; Fungi; Ascomycota; Dothideomycetes; Mycosphaerellales; Mycosphaerellaceae. The annotation marks the transcript as partial.
CCAACAACGACCACCAGCAAGGAUGCUCCGGCACCAACCAGCACCACUCCUCCCCCUCAAGACAACAAGUGCAAUGCUCAGCCAGUUGGAGCUGGACCGCAGGUCCAGCCCGACACCGCGGAAGCGUUCGUUGCCUAUCCAGCAUUCAGCCAGGCUGCCAACAGCGCUGUCACCCCGAGUGGAUACAACUUGAAGUUCCAGAACCUCAAGGCUGCUUACCAGGGAAACAACUACCUCACCUACAAGGAUCUCACCUCCUACUCUCCAUCUGAGUGCGGCGCUUUCUGUGACAGCACCAAGGGCUGCUACAGCUUCGACAUCUACUUCGAGCGCACUCCGUCUCUCGCACCGGGACCCAACUGCCCCAACCCAUCAUCCACCUCUACCAUCCGCUGCGCCCUCCACGGCUCUUCCAUCGACGCCAAGGGCGCUACAAACGACGGACAAUACAGGGAAUCCUUCCACGUGGUCAUCGCCGGUUCAAAUGGCUACAGCAAACCCGGCGCUCCCGUCGACGUCCCCAACUGCAAGCCACCAACCUCAGUCCCAGGUGGUCCAUCCGACCAGUGCAGUCCAUGGAACAUCCCCGGCGGCGACCACUACUUCCCAGGCCCAUACGUGCCCGACCUCUGCCGCAUCCUCGCCGAGAUCCAGACGAAGAAGAACAAGGCGUACGCCAUUGCUCAGGGCUACAAGAGCUACUCUCCAUGCAACUCGUUCAACGUAUUUGAGGUCUGGCAGGACUCCGUCAUGGUGGGCACUUACUGCAAGCUGUUUACCGAGAAGUUGCAGUCGGAUUGGUUCAGCUACAAGGGUGGAAACGCUCUUGGCCACCUCUUUGAGGUCAAGAAUGCUUUCUCGUAUGAGUUUAGC